Molecule: messenger RNA, 2967 nt
Organism: Macrobrachium nipponense
Lineage: Eukaryota; Metazoa; Arthropoda; Malacostraca; Decapoda; Palaemonidae
Exons: 7
Coding region: 627-1520 (297 amino acids)
Source: RefSeq, a predicted model, not a curated record
AGCGAUAGAUAACGCUCACCGAGUCGGCAGCGGCUUGAGGUAGGAACGGGAGUAGGCAGGAAGAAGGCGCGAGGCCGUAGCAACAGAAGGACGAACGGAAAGGGAGCGGUUGCCUCUGGAGCCGUUUCAAAGGCAAAUCCAGACUACUGCUACUACUAGGCUGCAGCGCUCCAUCGCAUCUCUUUAACUUGUGAUUUAGUGGACUUGGUUUAUUCUUCACUGGAAAACGUGUUACGCAUAUUCACUUAUAUUUCCCCAGCUCGCAAUACGAUUCCUCCAGUGAUCACGGUAUGUGAAAGCAGAAACAAGGCAGUGGAAGUACAAAACUAAGGAAAAUCAAUAUAAAUCGAGACUGUCCGUAAGUGCUAAACACUGGUAAUUCAUGUGAUGUGAAUAGACAGGUAAAGUGAAAAUACUAAUAGAGAGACACUGCAAAGGCAAGUAGAAUGACCUAAAGCUCCCGGUUCCGUCCAUUCACGUGAUAUUUGCACACAGGGCUCAGUAUAUACUGGGCCGUCUUCGUGACUUUGCAAUCCUGAAAGUAUCCCGAAGUGCGCCAAACCACCGUAAGAAGAAGCAGACCACCCACCACCUGUACUAGACAUUUCGACAUAAAGUAACGAAAGAUGUCCCGUCGGCUUGUGCUCCUCCUGGCCUUCGUGGCGGCAGUUCGGUGCGAGGCUGAUGCCAAACCAGAGGCCGAAGCCAAGGCUGAGGCGGAUCCAGAUUACCCUGCCGCCCUGCCCCCAACUACCUACGGUGCUCCCCCAGCACCAUCCUAUGGACCUCCCCCAGCCCACCAUGGGACCCCCCCAGCUCCAUCCUAUGGACCUCCCCCAGCACCAUCCUAUGGACCUCCCCCAGCACCUUCCUACGGCCCUCCCCCUGCCCCAGCCUACGGACCCCCACCCAAGCCAAAAUACUCCUGCCCCAAGAAGUGCUAUGAUAAGACCGUGUACACCACCAUCACUAAGGUGGCUAUGGAACACCACACGUCCUGGAAGACAGCCAAUCAGUACGUACCCAAGACUCUGUACAAGUACGUAACAGAGACCCUGUACUAUCCUACCACUGUCGUCCAGUACGAAUUCGUGACUCAACCUCUCCCCGACCAGGUCGUCUACGAAACUAAGGUGGCUUACAACACCGAUUACAUCACGGAGGCCCACAUCACCACCUACCAGGAAAUGAUGCCCGGCACCCACUACUACAUGAAGACCUUGACCGAGAGUCACUACUGUACUUCCACUGUACAGGUCCCCUACUACGUCACCGUCACGGAGCAGAUCUACAAGACCGUCCAGGAGCCUCACUACGUGACUGAGACCAAGAUCGAGCAGAACUACGUCACCGUCACCGAGGACGAGCCCCACUACGUCACCAAGACCAACUACCAGACCGAGCAGCAGCACAUAUACGUCACCGUCACCGAGACUCAGCACGGAUACGUCACUGUGACGCACACCAAGAAGCAGCCCACUUACACCACAGUGUGUAACUACGGAAGCGGCGGAUAUUAAAUGAAUCACUUCCAUAUUGGUAGAUCGUGGUGUCACGGAUAAAGAAAAAACCUUCAGCAGAUUUGUAUUACUUAUGUUAAGAUUGAUAUUUGUAUGUUUCCUUUGGUCUUUAGUAAUAUUCCCACAUGUUUACACAAGCGAUGUCAAACGAAGGGCUGGUCCCUAAGUAUAGUUAUAAUAUUGUUAUUAUAUAUAUAGCUAGUUUAUAUGUCUAAGAUGACAAGAGGCAGUACUGGCUCACUCCGGGCGAACAGGUGGCCUCCAGAAGAAGAUGGAAAGCUCCCUAUUAAAUCAUCGCCAUAAAAUCACACCAAUGUGCAAGUCACUGUACUUGGAGAUGUUUGGGAAGAGUCACUGUACCAGAAGCUCUACGCACGAUGCUGCGCAGUUCACUGUCGAAAAGACUGUGCUUACUAAAUCAAACAAAAUCGAUUCCAACACUCUUCCUCUGGUCGCCUGAUCCGCGGAGGAGGUUCAGCAUCGCCUCUUUUUCAAUAUUUAUCGAACUCUCUAUUAAUUAAGGGCGGCGGGCGGUACGGCAGAUGCUCUCGGGCAAAGACAUCUGUCACAAUCACCUGUCAACAAAUGUCAUUAUUCUCUAAGACUGUUUACCCCCAAAACAAUUCAACUGUGUGUAUAAUGUUAUGUAUAAUAUAUAUAUGAAUAUACAAGACUUCAUUUUUCUACUGACUCAACACUGGGCAUCUUUUUUUCAUUGUUUUCUACUCGCUCAAUACAAUACCAUAUUUUGUAAUUAUAUAUAUAUAUAUAAAUAUGUAUUUUCCUUCUUUUGUAAAUACUGCCUAACUGUUGAAUCACAUUUACUUUAGUUGUACUAGUUAAUAUCACCUUUAGUUUACCUGUAUAUUACAUCAGGGAUGUUCAGAGCGUUGAUGAAGGAAGUGACUGUCCUCCUCCCCUCCCCACUUUUCUCUCACCACCUCCCCCGGCCCCAACCCAGUGAUGUAAUUGAUGUCUGAUAUCUUUGACCUUUUACUCAAACUUGAUAUUCAACUUUGGUAAAUGGAAAGAGCUGAAACCUCAAUCAGCUGCAAUCACGAUAUCCGGAAGGAAUGAAAAAAAAAAGUAAGAAUAUUGAAAGCAUUGCGGUUUGUUAUUAUCAAUCUUGAAGAAGAGAAUAAUAAACUAGUCGUUUCUUGGAUACAGGCAUCACUCCUUCAUGAAUGCUUUAAAAGGCAACAAAAAAAUCCCUGAUAACCACAAAAAACAGUUGUUUAUUUGUUUGCUUGUUUUCGUGUAACCAAUGUCCACUCACAAAUUUCUGUUUGUUGUGUCUAUUCUAUUUUCACGUUUCAUAGCAUUUUUUCUUGCGCAUAUUAUAUAAAUCUUUUUUCAGGGAUUUGUGUAUUUUCCUGUAAGAUUCAGAAUAACUGUACUGCACAUACAAGCCAGUUUCAACCAGAAUAAAAGAAAAUCCUUUUUUAAA